Cyprinus carpio (common carp) is the source of this 1589-nucleotide messenger RNA. RefSeq names its product suppressor of cytokine signaling 1-like. The record is from RefSeq and is a predicted model, not a curated record. Gene Ontology annotation, biological process: intracellular signal transduction; phosphatidylinositol phosphate biosynthetic process. Gene Ontology annotation, cellular component: phosphatidylinositol 3-kinase complex. Gene Ontology annotation, molecular function: 1-phosphatidylinositol-3-kinase regulator activity. NCBI's taxonomy places the organism in Eukaryota, Metazoa, Chordata, Actinopteri, Cypriniformes, Cyprinidae.
AGAUAUACAUAAGCGAGAGGCGAGACCGCCUAAACUUUCGGUUUCGCUCUCUUUUGUAAUGGUCAGCCCAUGAGAAGAAUGAUGUGUUACAACUUAAAAUGUAGCAUCGCAGGAAAUCUUGGCACAGUUCUGGAGAGGUUUUGGGUUAGUCAACAUCAAACUGCAUUUGCGGGGGCACAGAAUCAGUCAUCCAUGCUGUGGGACCAUGGAGGAAUGGUAUGAGUGGGCCCUGAUUCAGAAUGGUCCAGCAUAAUGACACUGACCAUACAGUUGCGCGACAAGGCCCAUCCAAGCCGGCCGAGAGCCCCAAACCCUCUUCUGUCCCAUCAACACACUUUCACCCUUUUCGGGACCAGAAGGAAUGUGAACUCAUCACCCAGACUGUGGAUUACCUGAAACACAGUGGAUUUUACUGGGGUCCUUUGGAAGUAGAUGAAGCUCAUGCACGACUGGCCAGACUUCCUCUUGGGACAUUCCUGAUCCGGGACAGCAUGCAGGCGAAUGUUUUCUUCACUCUCAGCUAUCAGGCUCCCGACGGCCCGACCAGUGUGCGAGUGCUCAUAAAAGAUGGAGUUUUCAGUUUAGCGGGCAGUAAACAUACUUUCUCUUGCCUUUUUGGCCUGCUAGGAUAUUAUAUUGCGUCCCCAAAAAAGAGUCUGAGUAUGCCGUAUCGUGGAGAUGUGCCGCAGAGCCUACAGGAAUUGGCAAGAAGAGCAGUGGUACAGAGUUUUGGGAAAGAUAGCAUUCAACAACUGCCUGUGAGCAAGAAACUUAAAGAAUUUCUGUGGUUGUACCCUUUUAGUAUAUGAAUGUGUGUAAUCUAUAUGAAGAUGUUACAGACGUUGCAGCUCUUUAACACAGUACAAUUUAUUGGGACCCUCAUCUCAAGGUACAUUUCAUAAGGCAUUGUCACAUUAGUGAAAUUUCAUGGGCAAAAAAAAUGUCCUUUGUUCAUUGUCAAUAGUGUAGCGACAUAUGAAAACCUAGUAAAUUUAUUUCGGUCACUUUGCAACUUUGUGCAACCAACUUCAAGUUGGUAGUGUAACAAGCUCCCAUCACACUGACUUCUGUUGAAAUGACUAGACAAUGCUCACUAAAUUUCACCUAUAGGAUUCUGUGCUCUUCAUUGACCCAACUAGUACAUGUAUUUAUGUGUAUAGUGAUUGUUUGGACAUUAAAAGAUGCACUACAAAACAGUUUUAUUUUUUACAUAUGCAGCAAGAUCAUCAGAGCACCACUUCAGUCGAUUGAAUUUAAUGCAAUAGCUGGUACUUGGGCCAGUGUUAGAGUUUGUAUUUGUGUAAAAUGAGUUAUUUGUUACUUAGUUACUUUUACAUAGUAUUGUCUGUCUUUACAUAUGAAUGUAAACCACUGACCACUUGGUACUGGUGAUAUCGAUAUCAGUAUGAACUUUUGGAUUGUUUUUAUAUAAUGGUACAUAUGUUCAAUAUGUAGGCUAUAUAAUUAGUUUGUAUUGUAUGGAAACAUCAUUUCUGCUAUGCAGAAAUACACAUUUCACCUAGUGAGACAUAAAGGUUUGAUUUGUUUAGUAUAGCUUUUUAUGAAUAAAGAUAAAUUAUUUGAUGCGA